AUGCCUUUCUCUAUUUUCUCUCAUCCUCGUCCGCCGGCGCCGCCGCAGCUGGCGUCCCCGACGAUUGCUGCUUUCUCUUCGACCAGUUUUUUGGCACAGAGAAGAUUCGCACGUACGAUUGCCAAGGCUUCUGAAGAUGACGAUAGCAAACCAGCUUUCAAUCCGUUCGGAUUUGUCACUGAUAAUCCGUCGAGCCGCAGCGCCAUUCAGCUACCCGAAUCCCCCGCCGAGGACGGGAAUGUCGGGCAAAUGCUCUACUUUCUUCCCUUUGCAGGGUCGCCCGAGAGCAGGCGUGGAACCAUUGUGUUUCUCCAUGGAGCCCCAACACAGUCCUACAGUUACCGGGUCGUUAUGUCUCAGAUGGCAGAAGCUGGGUUUCAUUGCUUAGCACCUGACUGGAUAGGAUUUGGGUUUAGUGAAAAGCCUCAGGCUGGAUAUGGAUUUGACUACACAGAGAAGGAAUUCCACGAAGUAUUUGACAAGUUACUGGAUACUCUUAGGAUAAAUUCUCCUUUUUCUCUUGUAGUUCAGGGAUUUCUGGUUGGAUCCUAUGGAAUGACUUGGGCUUUGAAAAAUCAAAGCAAAAUAACAAAGCUUGCAAUCCUGAAUACCCCAUUGACCAACUCAUCCCCACUUCCUGGACUAUUUCAACAACUCAGGAUACCUCUUCUUGGUGAAUUUACUUGCCAGAAUGCAGUUAUGGCUGAGCGUUUCAUUGAAGCAGGUAGCGCCUAUGUCUUGAAGCUAGAGAAGGCAGAUGUGUAUCGUUUGCCAUACUUAUCCAGCAGUGGACCAGGAUUUGCUCUUCUUGAGGCUACAAAACGAGCCAACUUCAAGGAUAUCAAUAGCAGAAUAUCAGCUGGGUUUGCAUCUGGAAGCUGGGACAAACCAAUAUUGGUCGCAUGGGGAAUAUCAGAUAAAUAUCUUCCCCAGUCAGUGGCGGAAGAAUUUCGGAAAAGGAAUCCCGAUUCAAUAAAGCUUAAAUUGAUUGAAGGUGCUGGCCACAUGCCACAGGAGGACUGGCCAGAAAAAGUCGUUGAUGCCUUGAGACUAUUCUUCUGA
Molecule: messenger RNA, 1062 nt
Organism: Striga asiatica
Lineage: Eukaryota; Viridiplantae; Streptophyta; Magnoliopsida; Lamiales; Orobanchaceae
Source: the annotation of a GenBank genome assembly